GGUGCUUUAUUCCAGAAGUGGCUUUUUGAGGCAGCGCGAGAGUUAGUGUGGUCUUUCGUCAGCUUCCACCAUGGCGUACCGUGGCCAGGGCCAAAAAGUGCAGAAGAGAUCUCGGAUUCAGGUGUGGCUUUAUGAGCAAGUGAAUAUGCGGAUAGAGGGCUGUAUCAUUGGUUUUGAUGAGUACAUGAACCUUGUAUUAGAUGAUGCAGAAGAGAUUCAUUCUAAAACAAAGUCAAGAAAACAACUAGGUCGGAUCAUGCUGAAAGGAGAUAAUAUUACUCUCCUCCAAAGUGUCUCCAACUAGAAAUGACUAAUGAAAUGAAAAAUUGAGGAGCAAUACAGUUUGUGUUUUUUAGGUGUUCUUUGUUGCGGGUAGUCCUUGAACAUUUAUUCAUAUUGUUGUGAGUACCCUUUUGUUAUUGCCAGACCACAAUAAAUGCUAUGUGAUUGUUUUUAUUAAAAAAUUUACAUUGUUCUUUCUAUCCAGUGGUAGAGGCCCUAUACACAGUGACACCAUUAGCUGUUGGUAUUUUAGUUUUCUGAAGAGUGGCUGUUAGUGAGCAUUUGCUUUUCACAGAGCCUGCUCUAUGGAUUAAGGUAAAGAGUAGGAAUUCUAAUGGACAAAUAAGCUUCUGAUAUUGGGUGGGAGAGAACAAGAAGGUUCACAGAAAUAAAGGCUGUUACACUAAUAAUGUGUCUUCAUCAUCAAUUCUAAUUCUGGAUGCUGGAACACUAGAGUUUUAACCACAGUAGGUUGGGGACAUAACAUCUAUAGUAUUUCAUAGAUGGGGAGUUACUGUGUGUUUGUUAAUUU
Messenger RNA from Artibeus jamaicensis (Jamaican fruit-eating bat), 814 nucleotides. It is a transcript of the gene SNRPE, whose product is annotated as small nuclear ribonucleoprotein polypeptide E. Gene Ontology annotation, biological process: spliceosomal snRNP assembly; mRNA splicing, via spliceosome. Lineage: Eukaryota; Metazoa; Chordata; Mammalia; Chiroptera; Phyllostomidae. Bases 71 to 304 code for a protein of 77 amino acids. Gene Ontology annotation, cellular component: U4 snRNP; precatalytic spliceosome; U4/U6 x U5 tri-snRNP complex. Gene Ontology annotation, molecular function: RNA binding. The record is from RefSeq and is a predicted model, not a curated record. The transcript has 4 exons.